AUGUCGAAGCGUACUCGAAUUGCGGAUGUCGAAAUCUUUGAGACUUUUGCGUCCUUGCUACGGCAGAGCGCAUCACGAGCUGUGGAGAGAUUUAAACUACAUCGAACGAACAACACCGUCAGUAGUUUGAACAGUAAUACGAAUGGCCAGGGUCCGUAUAUCAGUAAUCGUUCAGCAGGUGAGUGGGCAGGAUCAAAGUCGCUUCGAUCAACCGUUUUGUCUACAGCCCAGAGGGCGACGAAACCGAUUGAUAUUCUAGUUAUCCAAUACACUAUGUAUUACUUAGACUUAUCGACCGUUCCGCCAAAUCACUAUACGCGCCUCGCUCAGGAGGUCUUGACUGCAUCACCUGAGCGCAUCCUUAUGUCGCGCUUUUUUACAGGCGUUCCUCUGCCUAUAUUGUGCGAGGGUCUAAUUGCGGAAUACCCCGCUGAGGCCAUCCAAUUGGCGCUUAAGGAAAUUGAAGAAUACGUUGAAGUAAGAGCCCUCGUGGGGGAGUGGAUCGAUGAGCACGCCAACGAUGAGGAGAUUGAGGAAGUCAUUACUGGUGGCCAUGUCAGGAUGUUUAAGGGUGAAUGGGAGGAGGAGCUAAACAACGAGGAGGAGGCGGGCAAUACGGGGUUUUUUAUCAUCGAAGGCCACGUAACAAGCAACACCGAGAACGCACCGGCGUUAUUAUCUACUUUUGGCCUUGCAUCUUCGCUACAUCACUCGUUGGAGUUUUGGGUUCGAAUUCAAAGCUUCUUCCAUGCUGCCUCAUUGAGCAGUGCCAAGGCUCAUGCCUUCGCGCUGCAUCCACGGUAUGAGAGCGAGCUCAUGCAGCUUCUUCGCCGUCUGACCCUGCCGUUGUCUCGGGUUGAUUCAGCAUCUUCACCAGCCCUCAUUACGACAUCCACUGCGCGUCGAUUCCCGUCUGCCGAUAACGAAAAUAAUGCCCUCAGCACAGAGACGGAAUCUUCUUCAAUGGUAAAUGGAGUGAAAAGGCCUGAUGAGGAUGAGGGGGCCGAUGGAAUCAUUCCGAACAGGGCCGACUUUGUUUACGAGCCACCGGACCAACUUACAAAAGUGGAAUCCUUGCGAGGUGGCGCGAAUACCGUUUCCAAGGUUGCCACCGAGCGGGAGGAUCGGGUUGAGGUCCACACGCAAAACGUAGCGACGACCGUCUUGGCGGACACUUUGGCUUUAGCACACUGCCCCCUUUCCUUGUCAAGCGGGAUCACCCCAUCUUCGACCGGGGCGGUGCCGUCAGCCCAGACAUCCCAACGCCUCAAGGGGGUUCAUCCUUCCUUCUACACGAUGGUGCACGCCCGUCUGAGUUUUAUGGUCGCACGGGAUCGUCUCCACCUCUUUGGCCGCACCAUGGUGGUUCAACCACCACCGCUGACGAUGGCUCAACGCGGCCUUUACGACCAACAGCAGCGAUUCCAAAGGCAGACGCCAUCCGAGCGGCCCCAGGAUGACCAGUCUCUGGGUGUUCCUCUUGAUUACAUCCCCGACGACAAUUACUUCCGUAACCUUCUGGAGAAACACCAGGAGGGGCCUAUGGAUGAGGAUGAGAUGAUAUACAAGGAUGAGGUGGUGGAUUACUACUUGCGCCACCCAUGGCCCCAGCAAACGGCUGCCUUGUCACCUACUUCCGCGAACCAUACGGCAUUGCAGAGCGGCAGACGACGCCAGCAGCCACAAAAACCACCAUCUUCACCUUCAAGCCUGGUCAAACCUCAUCGCUUCUGCAAAGUUAAGACGGGAUUUACCUGGACACAGUACAAUCGCACGCAUUACGACGCACGUACGAACCCACCACCACGCACGGUCCUUUGGUAUGAAUUCACCCUUUUCUAUCCUGCGUUAAUCAACACAAAGCGCGACAUGCGGAGAAUAUUCCACAUCGAAAACACUCCUAAGGGGCCAGAUGACGAUUAUUGCUUGCUUGUCUUUAGCGUCGGUCCGCCGUACGCCGAUGUGGCGUACCGCAUUGUGCGAAAACAAUGGGAUACUAGGCAUGGAGGUGUUAGGAUCUCGUUUGACUCUUCGGGAAGGUAUAAACUAUUUUUCCGAUUUACAAACAGCAACUAUCGACGCUAG
This is a messenger RNA of Phytomonas sp. Hart1, 2085 nucleotides long. NCBI's taxonomy places the organism in Eukaryota, Euglenozoa, Kinetoplastea, Trypanosomatida, Trypanosomatidae. The record is from the annotation of a GenBank genome assembly.